Strongyloides ratti is the source of this 930-nucleotide messenger RNA. Its product is annotated as Caenorhabditis elegans ly-6-related family-containing protein. The coding region runs from base 1 to 930 and encodes 309 amino acids. Gene Ontology annotation, biological process: olfactory behavior; response to odorant. Gene Ontology annotation, cellular component: extrinsic component of plasma membrane; axon; neuronal cell body. NCBI's taxonomy places the organism in Eukaryota, Metazoa, Nematoda, Chromadorea, Rhabditida, Strongyloididae. The record is from RefSeq and is a predicted model, not a curated record. The transcript has 3 exons.
AUGUCUAUUAAGGUAACAGUAUUAAAAAUAUCAACUAUUAUUUCUAAAUGUAAAACAUUUGUAUGGUUCUAUCAUAAUGAAAUGAGAUUGAGGAUACCUAAAAAUUAUAGUAAAAUAGAUAAACAAAAAUAUAUUAUUAUUAUAUAUAUUAUCUUCAUAUUAUUUCAUUUAUCAUUUCCCAUAAAAGGAGCUAUCGUACCUGAUGGUUCUUUUUUUGAUCCACAUCUUACAAAUAUAAUAUCACAUCAACAAGAUUAUAAAAAAAUAAAUGGUGGAUUCAUAGAAAGUAGUACAAUGAAUCAUGUAAUGUAUCCUGAUAAUAAUAAUAAUAUUGAGAUGGAAAGUUUUGAAGAGAGUCAUGAUCUUUUUGAUUCAUCAUAUAUAAGAUCUGAUGAUUUUUUACCUCCUAAAUAUGAAGAACACAUAUUUGAUGGGCAACCAGCUAGUGAUACGGCUAAAUGUUAUUCAUGUAUGUCAACUUUUUAUGGUGCUGUAUGGCCAGCAAUAAAUCAUGUUUAUAAAAAACCUAAAAAUUUUACAAAUAAAUGUAAUGAAGAUAAUGUUGAUUCUAAUUAUGUUCCUGCAACAAUGUGUUCUACAAUAUGUGUACAUAUGUGGGAAGAUGCCAAUGUUGGUGGUGUUAAAAUCAAAGGACAUAUUCGUGGGUGUUUAGAUGAUAUCUUAAUAAACGGUUUUAAUCAAACAGUUGUCACUUGGUAUAGGUGGAUGCAUAGAGAUAGUUGUAGACAGUAUAGGAAACGUGAACUUUUCAAGAUUCCUUCUGAUCAAAGUGAUGAAAGUAUGGUUAAUGUUUGUACAUGCUACUCAGAUCAUUGUAAUUCCGGUUCACAAGUUUCUCAUUGUUCUUUAUUAUCUUUAUUAUUAGUGCUUUCAAUCAUUAUUUUUAAAGAAAUUCUUGAAAGACGGUGA